Podarcis muralis (Common wall lizard) is the source of this 3333-nucleotide messenger RNA. The record is from RefSeq and is a predicted model, not a curated record. NCBI's taxonomy places the organism in Eukaryota, Metazoa, Chordata, Lepidosauria, Squamata, Lacertidae.
ACAGCGCAGGGCAUCUUCCUCUUCCGCCUCCCGCUUCUCUCCCUCGCACUGUGCUGCGAAAUAGCCUUUAGGUCUGGAGCCUCUGCUGCCGGUUGCAUUCCUGGCUGCGGGUGCAAUGCAAAGAAAAAGGACCGUGUGGAGCGGGUUUUGAAUCACGUGUGCACGCUGCCUUCGGAUGGCUUGGCCCGAAAAGCAGCAAAGGAAUACUUGAAAUAAAAUAAAGAGAGCAAAAAAAAAGGUGGGGUGAUAACAUGGAGAAGGUGAUGACUUAGACAAGCAGGAGGAAGAUCUUUCGCUAGAAAGGUGUGAGCUUCCCCAUCCUAUUAUCAUCCAAAAGUGGCAAAAGUUCUGGAGUUGAAGAGAUGCCGGGAAGUCAACAGGGACAAGAAGGACAACCUGAAAAGGCAACAGAAGGAGCUUUCCUUUGUGAAGAUGGAGAUAGUAGUUUAAAUGAAAGUACAUUACAAGAAGGAAUCCUCAUAAGUAAAGGGGAAAAUAUGGGCACAGUCUGUGGAAAAAGCCUCCAUCAGAGCUUUGAGUUUCUUGAGGAUGAGAGUGUGGAGACAGGGGGACAUCAAUAUAAAUGCUCAUCAUGCUGGGAAACUUUCCAUGACAGAACCCACUUGAAUACACAUGAGAGAAUCCACACAGGAGAUAAACCAUACGAAUGCACAGAUUGUGGGAAAAGCUUUAGCACAAGCUAUGGGUUUAUUGAUCAUAUAAGAGUACACACAGAGGAGAAACCAUAUAUGUGUUCAGACUGCGGUCAGCGCUUCCAUCUGAAAUCAAACCUUACUGCGCACAAGAGAACCCACACAGCAGAGAACCCCUUCGAGUGCUCUGAGUGCGGGCAAAGCUUUGGUAAGAAAUCACAUCUUGUCACGCACGAGAGGACCCACACUGGAGAGAAACCCUAUCAGUGCUCAGAUUGUGGGAAGAGCUUCAGCCAGAAAGGAAAUCUCGUUUCCCACAUGAGGAUCCACACAGGGGAGAAGCCGUAUAAAUGUUCCCAGUGUGGCAAAUGCUUCUCUCAUUGCACUUCGCUGAUGAUGCAUGUGAGAACUCACACAGGGGAGAAACCUUACAAAUGCUCCAUCUGUGAAAAAAGCUUUGUCAACAAGGGAAACCUUGUUUCACAUGUGAGAAUCCACACAGGGGAAAAACCCUAUGAAUGCAGAGAUUGUGGGAAAAGCUUUAGCACCAGCUUUCAGUUUAUAGAGCAUAAAAGGCUACACACGGGGGAGAAACCCUACACGUGCUCAGACUGUGGGCAAAGCUUCAAUUCAAAAUCAAACCUCAUCACACACAAGAGAACCCACACAGGAGAGAAGCCCUAUCAGUGUACUGUGUGUGGGAAAGGCUUCCGGGUUAAAUCAUCCCUUACUAAACAUGUGAGAAUCCAUACAGGGGAGAAGCCCUACGAAUGUCCUGAGUGCGGGAAAAGCUUCAACACUAGCUCCCUGCUUGUGAAUCACAAAAGGGUUCAUACAGGAGAGAAGCCGUAUAAAUGCUCAGGAUGCGGGAGAAGCUUCCGUCAGAAAGGAAACCUUGUUUCACAUAUGAGAAUCCAUACAGGGGAGAAGCCAUACCGGUGUUCUGACUGUGAUAAAAGCUUCAUUGAUAAAAAGUCGCUUAUUAAGCACAAGAGAACCCAUACAGGAGAGAAAGCUUAUGAUUGUAAAGAUGGUGGACAACACUUCAGGUGCAACUCGGUGCUUUCAUAGCACAGUAUAAUUCACUGGGCCUGACUGGACCAAGCCUCUCCUUGGUCUGACCUACAAAUGCAUGGUAGGGGGGAGACUGCAGACUUGGUGCUUUCUCACUGACUCAGCAUUUCUUCCCCACCUCCGGCAUCACCAGACGUCCAGAUGGGACCAUAUAUUAAAAUACGGAUGUAUACUUGGGUUGAGUUUGUGUGGUCAGUACCCAGAUAGAGUGUGGUCCAUUUCUGACCUACAUUGGCCAUAGAAUUGUAGAGGGCAAAGGGACCCCGAGGGUCAUCUAGUUCAGCCCCAUGCAAUGCAGGAAUUUCAGACUGCAUUGGAAAUACUGUGUAUUUCCAAGUGGGAUGUCUCUAGAGGAGGGGUCUGGCAAGGGGUCUGAAAAUCAGGACACCUUCAGGAAUAGCUGAAACAUCCGGGUGUGCUUAGCCUGGAAGAGAGAUAGCGGGAAGAGAGAUAUUAUACCAGUCUUCAAAUAACCACACAGAAUAUGGAACAGGCUUGUUUUCUGUGGCUCCAGAGGGCAAGACUUGGGCAGAAAGUGCAGGGAAGCAGAUUUCGGCAAAACAUUUAGAAGAUCUAUUCAACAUUGGGACAAAAUUAAUCAGGAGGUGGUGCUAGGGUUUUUAAAAUCUGAAAUACAGUGGUACCUCCGGUUGCAAAUGAGGUCCGGCCGUAUCCCAAAGUUUUCACAACCGGAGAGACCACUUCUGCACAUGCGCGCGUGGCGGUAGACCACUUCUGCGUGUGCACGAGUGGUAAAACACUUCCAGGUUUGCUGCUUUCGCAACCUGAAGUUUAUGUUACCCAAGGGAAACGUACCCCGAGGUUCCGCUGUAUGUCAUCUGAACCUGUGCACCCUGGAUAUUCCAAAUUUACUUUCUACCUUAACUGUCAGAGGCAGCCCAUGCCUCUGAAUACCAGUUGCUGGAAACCACAGGAGGGGAAAGGGCUCUUGUUCUCGGGUCCUAUUUUGGGGCUUUCCAUUGGGGCAAAUGGUUGGCCACUGUGAGCAGGAUGCGGGACUCAAUGCCACCCGAUUCAGCAGGGCUCUUCUUACAGUCUUACGCCACAUGGAUAGUUUCAGAGGUUGGCAGCUACCCAAGUGGGCAGGAAGGGAUGAUGCGCUGCCAGCUACACAUGUGGGCAAGAUCAGGGAGAGGUAUUGUCCGAUCUCACUGCGAUACCACAACACAUCCCAUUAGAGCAGCCUUCCCCAAGCUGGUGCCCUCCAGAUGUUUUGGAUCACAACUCGCAUCAGUCUUAGGCCAGCAUGGCUGUGCUGUAUUAAGAGGAGGGCAAGGGGGGAACUUCUGUUGCCAUUUAGAGCAACUUCUCAAUUGGCCUUAAAUUGGCAUCGCCAGCCACCACUGGCCAUAGGCAGAAGUGCAAUGGGACGAGAGAUGGGACGCUUACCUUUGUACAGUAGAGUACAUUUGACCCCACAGGCCUGGGGUUCCCCCUCCUGUUUUAAGACCAUGUUGGAAAUAUCUGGCAUUCCAUGCGUAUGAACAUGCAGAAACACAAUGGUGGUAGGGAUCUGAAAUGCAUAUUCUGUUCUCGUUUAUAAUAAUUUUGAUACUGCCUUUUUAAAAACGUUGCUAACAGGAAA